Aureobasidium uvarum is the source of this 636-nucleotide messenger RNA. The record is from the annotation of a GenBank genome assembly. NCBI's taxonomy places the organism in Eukaryota, Fungi, Ascomycota, Dothideomycetes, Dothideales, Saccotheciaceae.
AUGAUGCCUAGUCCUCUCAGUCUCUUUGAGAAAACGAAGGCUGAAGGUAGGCCUUUAUACGUCUCUGGUCCAAUGGUCCGCUACAGCAAACUUCCAUUCAGACUACUAGUCCAAGAUUAUAAAGUUGAUCUGACUUAUACGCCCAUGAUUCUUGCACAUGAUGAGACAAUCAAGUUCAUCAAGAUCGUGGAGGCUGCAGGGGUAGACUAUAUCACCAUUCAUGGACGUCUACGCAACCAACGCUCUUCGACACCACCCAACUUUGAAGCCAUAAAGAUGUUGAGGGCGCAGACUACACUGCCCGUCCUCGCGAACGGAGAUGUUUAUUCUCUAGAAGACGCACAUCGGAUCACAAAGGAAACUGGCGUUGACGGCGUCAUGGCAGCUCGAGGCUUGUUGGAGAACCCUGCCCUAUUUGCAGGCUUCGACAAGACGCCGAUCGAGGCCGUUUCCCAAUUCAUACACUAUGCUGUUCAGGGUGGCAUGAGACACGAACUUGUGGUACAUCAUCUGUCAGAAAUGAUGGGCGGCGUGACCACAAAAAGAGAAAGAGCAGGCCUUGCGGUAUGCAAUGACAUGGUGGACGUUGUGGAUUGGCUGGAUAGCAGAUGCAAGUUGCAACGACCUCUCGUGUGA